GCCUCCCUGGGGAGGUGUUCAGGGCACGUCCAACCGGUAGGAGGACUCAGGGAAGAAUCAGGACACACUGGAGACACUACGUAGUUCAACUGGCCUGGGAACACGUCGGGAUCUCCCGGGAGGAGCUGGAUGAAGUGGCUGGGGCAAGGGAAGUGUGGCCUUCCCUGAUCAGGCUGCUGCCUCCUGCGCCCCGAUCUCGGAUAAGAGGAAGAAGAUGGAUGGAUGAAUGGAAAAUUGAGACUUUUUUUCCUCAUUAGAUUACGACUUUUUCAUCUUUAUACUUUGACUUUAUUCUUGUCAAAUUACAGCCAUUUUAUACAUAACUCCUUCUAUCAGGAGGUGAUGGAAGAGGAGCGACCAUGGGCGUUGGUGUCGGAGGUGGGGGGCGAGUUCGGCCUCCUGGAGGACAUGGCUGACAUCAUCAGGCAACACUUCCACAUUGUUUGCUACAAGGACUUCCUUCAAAACCCGCAGCUUCACGCUCCCAGGAUCCAGGUCCUGCUAAUGUGGAAGUACUACCCAGAGGCGGAGCUCAACCUGUUAAGGUCGCUGCCCUUCCUCAAGGCUGUUGUCAGCGGCGGGGUGGGCGUCGACCACAUGGACGUGCGCUCCAUCAACGACCUCGGGGUGAAGGUGGCCAACACGCCUGGUGUGGUGAGUGAUGCCACUGCGGACUUAGCUGUGGGUCUGCUUCUGGCCUCCGCGAGGAACAUUCUUGAGGGUCAUCAAAUUUCCGUCGACAAGGGCACGUUCCGCAUGCCUCAAAGCCUCAUGGGAGUGGAAGUGACAGGGUCGACUCUGGGAAUCAUCGGAAUGGGGGAGAUCGGCUACAAGAUCGCUCAGCGAUGCAAAGGCUUUGAAAUGAAGAUCCUCUACCACAACAGAACCAAAAGGAGCGUGGAGGAUGAGCGAGCCGUCGAAGCCAAUUACUGCCAGAGCCUGAGCGACCUGCUGAGGAGGUCGGACUUUGUCUUGCUCGCCGUCAAGCUGACCUCCGACACCAGCGGCCUCAUCAGCCACAAAGAGUUGUCGCUCAUGAAGCCUUCUGCCACGCUGAUCAACAUCAGCCGAGGUCAAGUUGUGGACCAGGAGGCUUUAGUCCAAGCCCUCCACACGGGAAGCAUCCGCGCUGCCGCUUUAGAUGUGACUCAUCCAGAACCGUUACCGAGGGACCAUCCUCUGCUGGGGCUUCCUAACGUGCUCAUCACCCCCCACAUCGGAAUCAGCACCGUGGCGACAGCUAAGAGGAUUGUAGGCUGCAUGGUGCAAAAUGCUGUGGCUGCAGUAAAAGGCCUUCCUCUUCCCAAUGAAGUCAAGAUGAAGUGAUUCAAGCUCGCUGCAUUAUCCUGUUGGGAAAAGAACCACAAAUUGCUGUCUCUUCUGAAAAUAUGUGCAAAUGCUAAAGAGAAACAAAAGUAAAAAAGCUUUUCAAUCAUGACAAUCCGCUGAUACAAAGCCAAUAUGAGCAAUGACAGACAGCAGUGAUUCAUCCACACGUCCCACAGCAGCCUCAAUUUUUCUUCCUAGACAUCAAAGAACAGUGACAGCGGGGAUGGGGGGGCUUUAACAGUCCCUCACUAUAUCACAUUCAGGUAUAAAUUCAUUAUGGUUGUAAACAAACAAGUAAACAACAAUUAAUGGCAAAUGCAUUCACAUUUAAUUUGAAUGAAGUUCAACCAACACUUCAGGUUGAAUUAACCAUGAAUGAAUUAACAGGUUGAAUUAAAUCAAGUCUGUGAUUCAUUCUAUCUGACAAAACAUCACUUGAACUGUAAUUUCAUGCCUUAUUCACCUCCCUCCCCCAAGUAUUAAAGAAGUUAGAGCAAAUUUCAUAGUGGGAAGUGGUGCCUUUGGUUCCCAUUGCUUUAACAUUGAGUCAAGACAAAAUCUGUGAUUGACCCACUACAAAAUACAUCAUAAAUUAGGCGGUGACAUUUGUUUUACAAGUCAACAGAAUAGCCAUAUACAUUUUUGUGAUCAUCAAAAAGUCUGGGAAGUAAAGCAAGUGUCAUUUCACUUGGGCCUCACUACACACACCACACUACUAACUGCAUGUACACAAUAAUUCCGGGGCAAAAUUAACAUAUUUAAUCAGAUUUUAUUGAAAUUUCAUCUGUAGAUAGAUAGAUAAAGUGAAUGUAUAUCAUACAUAUCUUUUAUCUUGUCCUGAAGCGCCGAUCCAUGAGUUUCAAAGGCUUAAAGUGGGGUUCAACUUUCGAUGUGACUCGAUGUGGUCCAACACUAUAUGAAUAUAAAGUACAUAAGUAUAAAUCCACUAUAUAAAGCGUGGCAAUGACAUCACAGAAAAACUGAAUGGAGUAAGCGCCCGAGGUGCAGGGCGUCUAGAAUGGCAUAGAAUGGCAACACGGCCGAGAAGGACAUGCCAUGGCUCAGAUCGAACUGAAAAAAAGUUUCUCCUCUCAUUCCGCGUGGGAGUGGUAAGUUUUCGGCUUCUUAGUCCUUCUUCUCCACUCCGUUUGAAACACUUUAAGUUUUGAAAAAUGUAAUUGGAGAGGCUAACUACCGGUAGUUAGCUCGCUAGCUUGCUAUGCUAGCAGCAGCCGUCUGUUAUGUCCCUACGGUGAUCCUGUAGCCUUUGCAAUGUGAUGUAAACAAAGAAUAAUAGGAGUAUAAAAGUGACUAUAUGUUAUUUCAUGUCUACAGGGCUCUGAUAAUCUUCGCCCUCUUGUCUCUCACCACCUCCAAUAAAGUCACCUCAACACACACUACAACACUUCCAGCCUUCAAAAUAAUAGCACAUCCUGUGGGGGUGCUACCAAAUAAGGGUGUCACAAAAAAUAGCUUACAUGCCUCCCCCCCAACAAAAUCAAACAUCCUUGUUUACUCAGUAAUGUAAACUCAAAUAGUGGCACAUAGAACACAAACAUCUGCAAUUGACAUAUCCCACAGACAUGUUUGAUCUUUUUUUUUUUUACUUGCCAUAUACAGCAUAUAAACAGUAAAGGUGCAUAACGGCCCUUGAGAAAAAGAAAAAAAAAACAAACAAAAACAAUAUUACACACAAUCACAAAAGAACGGCAAAAGAACAUAACCACCAGGCCUCAAAGGUAGGUAACAAAAUCCCUGAACCGCGCUGGAGGUUUCACGGUCCUCCCUGCACGCGACACAGGCAAGGAUGGCCAAUACUCCUGCGAUCCCACCAUAUACUCAUCCUGCGCAACAGAAGCAGGCAACUCCUCCCACC
Dunckerocampus dactyliophorus (ringed pipefish) is the source of this 3205-nucleotide messenger RNA. Its product is annotated as probable 2-ketogluconate reductase. The coding region runs from base 223 to 1326 and encodes 367 amino acids. The transcript has 5 exons. Gene Ontology annotation, cellular component: cytosol. The record is from RefSeq and is a predicted model, not a curated record. Gene Ontology annotation, molecular function: hydroxypyruvate reductase [NAD(P)H] activity; glyoxylate reductase (NADPH) activity; NAD binding. Lineage: Eukaryota; Metazoa; Chordata; Actinopteri; Syngnathiformes; Syngnathidae.